CGAUGAUUUGUCAUCACUAGUCAAUCGCGGCUCGGCGUGUUAAGAUGUUUGUUUGAUGGUUGAUUCGGUGCCACUUUUGCUGCUGCUAGAGUUCGAGUGUUUAUUUUUUUAAGCCUUAUCGGGAGGGAGCAGUCGCGUGUGUGAAUUUAUAAAAAAAAAAAUUACUAUAUAAGAGAAGCAAGUGAAAAAAAGCGCGGGAGUAUACUACAAUCUUCAAAGCGUGGCACGAGAUUCGACUUCAAUGGUCAUUCCGAGUAAGGAAUCUCCUAGUGGAUUGCGUGUUUUAUUUUCAAAACAAACGUGAAUCAAAUCGGGAUAAAAAAGGGUGGGUUAUUGAACCCACUCCAGGCAAAGCUGAGGGAAACGAAACGAAAACUAAAUUAGUUCUAAUCAACGAAAACGAAACAAACAAACAAAAAACAACCAAAAAUGCUCAAAGGAUUUGCCAAAUUCAACGGCUAUACGGUGGCCGUUGCCUGUAUUAACUAUACCCUGACGAUAAUCAUCGAUGGAAAUGUUCAGGGAGGAAUUGUCAAGAGUAUAACGUGGCUCGAUAAAUUCGUAAAUACCAAAAAGGAGAUAGAUACCGUACCAUACACCGGACUGUUUGUGGCCAGUGUGUUGCUUUUUAUGGGAAUAUUUUUGGAGUGCAAAGUACUGAUGCUCCCUUUCCCAGGGGCCUACGGUUGGCUGUGGUACGUGUUCACCGAUGGAACAUUCAUGUUUUCCAGCUUGUGGCUGCUUCUGUUCACCGCCUAUGCUGGAGUCAGUUUCAUAAUGCUCAUGAUGAUCGACUGUCUGCCGUGUUGUCCUUCGAGGUGGACCAAGAAGAAGGAACUUAAGAAGCUGAAAGAAGGCCAACUUCCGCAACAUACGCAUCAGGUGGACAGUGGCUCAGGUCGAGGUCGCUGCUGGCAGUUCUGGUGCUGUCUGCCUCGAUGUUUUGGCCAAAAGCAGCAGCUCGUGAAAGAUACCCAGUCUCAUUGCUCCUGCGAUACGCUCAACAUCAGGAUGGCCGGCCCAACGGAUAGGCACUAUCAUCGAGUGGUUUUCCUGUAGGCGUGAAUCCGAGGAGCGUUGAGUCAAUCAUUUCGAAGCGGGGGUGGGAGAUUCCCCGCCCUCGCUUCUUUCGAUCGAGCGCAAUGACGUCUUAGGAACGGAUAUCUCUAGCUGAUUUACCAAAGAGCAUGAUGCACGUGGCGACCGUCACACGAUUGUGCUGAACCACAAGCACAUUUCGAUGAUGAUUUCAGAGUCGCACGUAAAAAUUACAUUCGAAUCGGGACUUAUUAUUCUUUUACUUAUUCGAUGAAUAAUGCAGAUAUGUAUAUGAUCCCACCUCCGCAGCUUGGAAGGUUGAAGCCUGAUCGCGGUGCCUUUUUUUUCUUUCGAGCGGAGUCCUGAAAUCCUCCAUUCCAUCCCACUCCGGGCUGCCUUAGUUUUAAGUAGGGUUGAAGUAAUCAACAAAUCGCGAUGCCAAUCUAAGUAGGAAAAAAAUAAACAAAAAAGCACCGUACUUAUCUCAUACUCAGCGCUCGUGCCUCUCCUUGAGAUGCAAAUCAAGAGUCGUCAUCUGUUUUAAUGAUGGCAACUUCUGCACCCAGGAGUGAAACAUUUUUACUCAAAUUCAUACACACAGGUGAGGUAAGAAAUCAGAUUUCAACAAAGGUGCUUCCAAAGUAAACUCACAAGCAAUCUUCACCUGUGAAUCACCCCUCAACUUCGCCAUCGAUAGGAUAAGGAUUAUGUAUUAUUUAAUAUGUUGUCUAUUUAUAUCGACCAGCCAGAACCAGAGAAAAACCAUAGAGAUUUAUUUAAUAUGAAAAUAAACAUAGUUUAUUAGAACGAUAU
Uranotaenia lowii is the source of this 1851-nucleotide messenger RNA. RefSeq lists its product as uncharacterized. The coding region runs from base 430 to 1059 and encodes 209 amino acids. The transcript has 3 exons. The record is from RefSeq and is a predicted model, not a curated record. NCBI's taxonomy places the organism in Eukaryota, Metazoa, Arthropoda, Insecta, Diptera, Culicidae.